AUGCCUACCAGACUCCCACGCCUGAGAGUGUCUUCCAGCUUCGUAUGCGCGCAAUGUCGAAAAUCUCUGACCUCAUCCAAGCGGCGACGUCUUCUAUCAACCACAGCAUCGGCAACACCUGAAAUCUAUGAUGUUGUGGCGGUUGGCGGCGGCCCAGCUGGACUUGCCCUACUCGCCGCACUCAAGUCAUCUCCUGUCACCUCACACCUGAAAACUGCACUAAUUGAGCUUCAAGACCUCUCCAAGCACCGCCAGUGGGCUUCUUCAUCAGAUCAGUAUUCAAAUCGCGCAAGCAGCCUCACGUCCUCGUCAGUCUCGUUUCUUGAGUCCACUGGCUCAUGGACACACGUCGAACAAUCCCGUGUCCAAGCCUACGACGAAAUGCAAGUGUGGGACGCUGCCAACGGCGCCAGUAUUCAGUUCGACUGGGCUUCCGAGACCAAACAGUACAAUGCGCCUCCACAGACCAUAGCCACAAUGUGCGAGAACGCCAACCUGACGCGGGGCCUGCUUGAACGGAUCGUCGAACUGGGUGCCGAAUCAAGUCUCCUUGCAAACACAAGCGUGUCCAGCAUUACCAACGGCGAAGACGAUCCAGAAGGCCUCAAUCUCUCGUCUUGGCCCGUCGUCAACCUCGAGUCCAAGUCUUCAUCAUCCCAUACUACUAGCGUUGCAGCACGCCUGCUCAUCGGCGCUGAUGGCUUCAAUAGCCCCGUCCGCGCCUUUGCAGGAAUCAACUCAUCGGGCUGGGAUUACAACCGACACGGCGUUGUGGCUACACUAUCGGUCCAAGACGGCCCGUCCACCUCUUCCUCGCACAGCCCAGAUGAAACCUCCGAUUUCGACUUCGACCUUUUCGCCUCCGAGCCUCUCCCCAACCGAGCAACAGCAUUUCAACGCUUCCUGCCACAACUAGGUGGGCCGAUCGCCAUCUUGCCUUUACCAAAUGGACACGCAUCGAUGGUGUGGUCCACGACCCCCGCAUAUGCCACUUACCUCAAAUCUCUUCCUGCAUCGGGACAACUAGCCAUGAUCAACGCCGCUCUACGGCUCAGCCAAACCGACUUGAAGUACCUCUUCACUCUCCCUUCUGACUCUCCUGACGCUCACGAGUCCGAACUCCGCUGGCGUCUUGCACACACGGAUGCGCCCGGCAUCGCGCGCCAACCACCGAUUGUCACGGGUGUGCAGGAGAACAGCAUGGCUAGUUUCCCGCUGCGCUUCCGCCACGCGACUAGCCUUGUCAACCCGCGCAUCGCCCUCAUCGGGGACGCAGCGCACACGGUCCAUCCUCUUGCAGGACAGGGGUUGAACCUGGGUCUGGCGGAUGCGCAGAGUCUUGCGACUUGCAUUGCGUACGGCGUCGAGCAUGGCAUGGACAUCGGCGAUGCUAUGGCUCUGGAACGGUUUUCGUCGGAUCGAUUCGGGAAGGGCUUGUUGAUGGCUGGAGGCGUGGAUGCAUUGAACUCCUUGUACCAGAUUGGUGCGAGUGGGGACGGUAUGUUGGCGAGUGUCGCUGGACGAGCUCGGGGUGUUGGGAUGAAGGUCAUCAAUGACCUUGUACCUGGGCUGAAAGGCUUGAUUAUGAAACAGGCAAGUUGA
Molecule: messenger RNA, 1602 nt
Organism: Exophiala spinifera
Lineage: Eukaryota; Fungi; Ascomycota; Eurotiomycetes; Chaetothyriales; Herpotrichiellaceae
Exons: 2
Coding region: 1-1602 (533 amino acids)
Biological process (GO): ubiquinone biosynthetic process
Cellular component (GO): mitochondrion
Molecular function (GO): oxidoreductase activity, acting on paired donors, with incorporation or reduction of molecular oxygen, NAD(P)H as one donor, and incorporation of one atom of oxygen; FAD binding; 2-octaprenyl-6-methoxyphenol hydroxylase activity
Source: RefSeq, a predicted model, not a curated record